AUGGACGCAGUUUCUUCAAGCGAGCUCUCUGCCCUUCGCGCUGCGCUCCUCAACACGAGUGGUACAGUGCCCUUGCACGAUCGUUUUAGAGCGCUCUUUACGCUGAAAAGUUUGAAGAAUGAUGAAGCAGUCAAGAUCAUCUCUGAGGGCUUCGCCGACCAGUCAGCACUGCUCAAGCAUGAGCUUGCAUACUGCUUAGGCCAGAUGAAGCUCGUCUCAGCUCUCCCUGUCCUUCAAUCAGUGCUGGAGAAUCUGAACGAGGAUCCGAUGGUCCGACAUGAGGCAGCAGAAGCAAUGGGCGCAAUAUCAUCGCCUGAUUUCAAAGCAGUCCUCACGAAAUACCUCACCGAUCCCAACAGGAGCGUGCGCGAGACUUGCGAGAUCGCGCUCGCUAAAAUUGAAUGGGAUAAUUCUGAAGAGGGACGCCAUCAUCUUGCGUCAAAAGAAUCGUUAGAUCAGACCCCGACAUACACCUCCAUCGACCCCGCUCCACCCUCCUCCAAACUGCUCUCUGGCCAGCCAAAGCCAGAUGACUUGUCUGAAUCUGCAAUCGCCUCCCUCCGUACCACGCUUAUGGAUACUUCCGUCUCCCUCUUCGAGCGCUAUCGGGCCAUGUUCGCCCUCCGCAACAUCGGGACGCCAGCAGCCGUAGACGCACUCGCAUCAGGAUUCUCUGAUGAUAGCGCACUGUUCAAGCACGAGAUCGCCUUUGUUUUUGGCCAACUCCUGAGCGCGCACUCUGUACCUUCUUUGCUUAAAGUCCUGCAGGACGGAUCUGAGUCCGACAUGGUGCGACAUGAGGCUGCAGAGGCGCUUGGAGGGAUAGCCACGCCUGAAGUGCUGCCCCACCUUAAAGAGUGGAUGACGCGCGAAGAUUCUCCGCGCGUUGUGCGGGAGAGUUGUCAGGUUGCUAUUGAUAUGUGGGAGUAUGAGAAUUCAGGGCAAUUCCAGUAUGCAAAUGGACUGGAAAGCGCUAGGGUAGAGGCUACUCCUGCUUGA
This is a messenger RNA of Suillus paluster, 999 nucleotides long. Its product is annotated as armadillo-type protein. Gene Ontology annotation, molecular function: deoxyhypusine monooxygenase activity. The record is from RefSeq and is a predicted model, not a curated record. The transcript is spliced from 6 exons. Lineage: Eukaryota; Fungi; Basidiomycota; Agaricomycetes; Boletales; Suillaceae. Bases 1 to 999 code for a protein of 332 amino acids. Gene Ontology annotation, biological process: peptidyl-hypusine biosynthetic process.